ACGUCGUAUUUCUCUGCCCUAAUGAUUACAAAGGUGCUCGGCAACUUCGAGGAUGGCGACAAACGGUACCGCCAACGGUGCGUCAUCGCGCCCUCCGACAGGAAUCAAAGUGGUCGUUGUGGGUGCUGGAUUUGGUGGUCUAGGUGCUGCGAUAGAAUGCCAUCGCCAAGGCCACGAUGUCGAGAUUUACGAAGCAUUCCCAGAGUUAAAACAACUGGGAGACAUCAUUUCGUUCGGGCCAAAUGCUGGGCGUAUCUUUUAUCGGUGGUCGAAUGGCGACGUCGUUCGUCGUAUGCGACCACUAAGCAUCGAUUUGACUACGUACGGCUUCAAUAUUCACAAGUAUGACACCGGCGAGAUUGUCAUCAACCAGAAAACACCAGCCUAUUCCGAAGAAGCACCAAAUUUCAAUGGACAUAGGGGUGAAUUGCAUGAAGUGGUAUUCAACUAUGCAAGAGACGAUCUCAGCAUACCAAUUCAUUUGGGAAACAAAAUCUCUACGUAUUUUGAGGACGAGGAUAAAUCAGGAAUUGUGCUCGAAAGCGGCGAAAGGGUAUCAGCCGAUGUGGUUAUCGCAGCAGACGGUGUUCGAUCUAAAGCUCGAAAAUCCGUACUGGGAUAUGAAGACAAACCUAAGAGUAGCGGAUAUGCCGUGUGGAGAGCCUGGUUUCCGAACAAGGACAUGAUCGCAGACCCUCUGACCGCUCAAUUCUGUGAGAAUGGUGAUACAUUCAAUGGCUGGAUCGGCCCUGACAUGCAUUUCCUCUUCAGCACCAUUAAAGAUGGUACCGAUUGCUGUUGGGUCUUAACCCAUCCUGACGAACACAACAUUGAUGAGUCAUGGAGCUUCCCUGGUAAGCUCUCUGAAGUCAAAGAGGCGAUCAAAGACUGGGAUCCAAUGUGCAAUCGAAUCGUGUCCAAAACACCAGAAGAGAUGUUGGUCGACUGGAAACUAGUGUAUCGAGACCCUAUGCCUACAUGGGUAAGUCCUAAGGCAAGAAUCCUCCUAUUGGGAGACUCAGCGCAUCCCUUCCUGCCUACCAGCGCACAGGGAGCGACACAAGCACUCGAAGAUGGCGUCUGCAUCGCCGUCUGUCUUCGAAAGGGCGGGAAGCAAAACGUGCCAACAUCUGUGCGUGCCCACGAGAAGAUCCGGUAUGAACGUGUUCGUGAGACGCAGAAGACAGGGGAGUCGACCCGAGACAUGUGGCACAAGACAGACUGGGACAAGGUCAAGGAAAAUCCCGAGAUUAUCCAAUUUCCCCGACUGGACUGGAUCUUCGAGUUUGACACCGAGAAGAACGCCGAAGAGACGUACGACAAGGUUGUAGAAAGUUUAUCUGCAGCAGAGAUCCCGUGUCAAUAGAUUCAUUAAAGAGAGGCAGAUCUUACAUGUAGCAAUUAUAGGCUUAGGUUGAACUUGAAUGCACAGAACUUAGAAGAGCACUAUAAGUAACUCGAAGCGGCUUUACUCAGAGGCAUUGAUAUUGGGGAAUUCCAAUAUGGUGUGCACUGAUAUA
Xylaria bambusicola is the source of this 1520-nucleotide messenger RNA. RefSeq lists its product as uncharacterized. Gene Ontology annotation, biological process: secondary metabolite biosynthetic process. Gene Ontology annotation, molecular function: monooxygenase activity; FAD binding. Bases 53 to 1366 code for a protein of 437 amino acids. The transcript has 8 exons. NCBI's taxonomy places the organism in Eukaryota, Fungi, Ascomycota, Sordariomycetes, Xylariales, Xylariaceae. The record is from RefSeq and is a predicted model, not a curated record.